CAAAACUCAACUUAGUUGUGGUACUGUCUUCCUUCAAAACGCAAUGAUGUGGGAGGAAGUAUUUGCAAAAGCAACUUAACUUACUCGGGGCAUGUGAUUCAGAUCCAGAAAUUCUUUGAUGAAUGCCGAGUACUGCUCCUUCAGAUGCGAAUGCCGACUCAAUUUUCGCUCAAGACUUAGAAAUCGACGAUAAGACUCUCCUAGCGGCUCUGUUCUCCGGCAAUCGCACUGAGUAUUCGCCGGAUGGUAAGUGGAAGAAGUUUUUGGCAAAGUGCUGCUCACAUUCCAACUCUUCCUAGCUGGCCUUUACCAAAGGCUCUUCCAAGCUUUCAACUUCCCAAAACGCCGAACCAAAUCUUCCAGAGGAACGUCCAACUGACCAGCUUCGCUAUCAGUGAGGCUAGCAGCAUCCAGAGGAACGUCCAACUGACCAGCUCGCUAUCAGGAGUGAGGCUAGCAGCCAAAAACGAGGUACUACGUAGUCUCUCAAAAGCCCUGGUCGCGACCCAAGGCGAGUUCAAUCAAAAGAUUGACCGCUGUGAUUUGUUGAACGAAGGAUCAGCCAUUAUGUUCGAGGGGAUUUUCCAAUCCGAAAUAUCGAUGUUGAAGCUGACUCUUCAGUAGAGACGCUUAUGUCUCUGAGACCCGUGACGACUGUCAUCGACCUGAUUUUCCUUAACUGAAGUAUCUGUGCGAAACGGGAGGUGACCAUGUGCAACUGAGAGGCUGAAUCUAAUAAGGCCCUACAGGGAACCAAGCAACCAGAACUAUUUUUUAUCAUUACCACUGCAGUGGCCAAGAGCACAACACCAGACUGAAGCCCUUGGACAGCAAGAGAGGUAAUGGAGUAAGAGUGUGUCAAAGUGGCGAUGCUCAAAUCAGACGAAGUAUGUGAUGGUGUCGACGCUUCAGCUUUUGGUGAAGUAGCAAAAUACAGCAGGGUACGAUGCUUUCCUCACAAGUACGACAAUGACUACUACUGCAAGACCGAGUUUGAUAUCCUUUCCUUAGGCAGUUAUAACAAAAGGCUAGAUUGUUAACUUCUUUAUGCCGAAGAGAAUGA
This is a messenger RNA of Drosophila montana, 1063 nucleotides long. RefSeq lists its product as uncharacterized. The coding region runs from base 244 to 624 and encodes 126 amino acids. The transcript has 2 exons. The record is from RefSeq and is a predicted model, not a curated record. NCBI's taxonomy places the organism in Eukaryota, Metazoa, Arthropoda, Insecta, Diptera, Drosophilidae.